CAUGCAUUCAUCAAUUUUUGGUAUGAUAAUCUUCACAUUCACAUUGUGGUCUUCACAAAAACUAGUCCUUUCCUCCUCUCAUAAUGAUUUCCCUAUAGCUAAGCCCAACUGCAACGAUAGUUGCGGUGGCAUAAGCAUCCCCUUCCCUUUCGGCACCACGCCACAAUGCUACAUCUCACCAGAAUUCCGGCUCACUUGCAACCACACAUCUUCCGAUCCCCCGAAACUAUUCACGGGGGAAACGAAUUUCGAAAUCACAGAUAUAUCCCUGGACGGGCAGAUCACGCUCCUCAACUCCAUAGCAUAUGAAUGUUUCAAUAGCAAUGGCAUACGAUCUUCCAAUUUUAGUGAGGAGAUGCGGCUUGGCAGCUACUUGACGGUGAAUCAUACUGCGAAUAAGUUCACUAUGGUUGGUUGUUCUGCCAUCGCAGUUGUUUCGGGGGCUACUAUUGCCAACCAGGUCGUCGCGACGGCUGGCGUUACCCAAUGCAGUUCGGAGGUUGAUGUAACUGAAGGGACGUGUAACGGCGUGGGGUGUUUCCAGGUUGAAAUCCCCCAAAAUGUGUCCGACUAUAUAGUUACAAUCCAGAGGUUGCCCAAUUAUACUAAUACUUGGAACUUCAGCAACUGCACUUAUGCGUUUGUUGUUGACGACUCUGCCUUCAAGUUUUCAAAGGAUAAUCUCACUAACUUGUCACGCGUUAAAAGCCUUCCUGUGGUGGCUGAUUGGGUCGUCCGGAACGAGACAUGCCACAAGACCAUCAGCAACACUGCCACCUAUGCUUGCGUCAGUGUAAACUCCACCUGCUACAACCCCACUAGCGGUUAUGGCUACCGCUGUCGUUGCAAGGACGGAUUUCUAGGAAACCCUUAUCUUUUUCAAGGAUGUAUAGAUAUUGAUGAAUGCUCAAAUCAAACUUUACAUGAUUGCAACAAGAAAGCAUCUUGUACCAAUACAAUCGGCAAUUAUACAUGUACUUGUCCCGAGAAUUACGAAGGUGAUGGAAGGGGUGAAGAUGGUUGCAAAGAGAAGCCGCCAAAAGAUAUGAAGAUUACUUACGUCUUGAUUGGAGUUAUCAUUGGGGUCAUUUGUCUACUACUUGGCAUCAUCCUCCUCUACUUGGACCUCAAGAGAAGAUCACAUAAUAAAAUGAAACGGAAAUUCUUUCUCCAAAACGGCGGCCAUUUGUUGCAAGAGAAGCUUGCUACCAGAGAAGCCUCACCGGAUAUGGUCACCAUUUUCACCUCAUCCGAGCUAGAAAAGGCCACCAACAGUUUCCACAACAGCAUGAUCAUUGGUCGUGGCGGCUUUGGCACCGUGUACAAAGGCGUUCUAGCGGAUGCAAGAACAGUUGCCAUUAAGAGGUCUAUAAGAGUCGAUCCAACACAAAUCGAGCAAUUCAUUAACGAGGUUGUUGUUCUCUCUCAGAUCAAUCACAGGAACGUUGUCAGGCUUCUUGGUUGCUGCCUAGAAAAAGAUGUCCCGCUUUUAGUGUACGAGUUCAUUAGCAACGGCACCCUUUCUUCCCACCUACACAAUGAGGCUAAAGCGCAUGCUCUUGAUUGGAACACGCGUCUAAAGAUCGCUGCAGAAACUGCAGGGGUGCUCUCGUAUCUGCACUCUUCGGCUUCUACUCCGAUCAUACAUAGGGAUGUCAAGUCGGACAACAUCCUCUUAGACCAUACUUUGACGGUAAAGGUGUCAGAUUUUGGAGCAUCAAAGCUUGUUCCUAUUGAUCUCGACCAGCUAACCACGGUGGUGCUAGGAACUUUGGGAUACCUUGAUCCUGAGUACAUGUUGACGAACCAGCUGACAGAAAAGAGCGAUGUUUACAGCUUUGGAGUUGUUCUGCUAGAGCUAGUCACGGGGCGUAAAGCAUUGAGUUUUAAUAGGCCGGUAGAGGAGAAGAGUUUAUCCAACUAUUUCCUUUAUGUAUUGAAGCAAGAUUUGCUAGUAAAAAUUAUUGAUGAAAAAAUUGUGGGUUUGGGAAAUAUGGAGCAAAUAUCAACGGUUUGUAAGUUAGCGAAAGAGUGCUUGAAUGUGAAGGGAGAAGAUAGGCCUAGUAUGAAGGAGGUUGCAAUGGAGCUCGAAGGACUGAUACUGCGAGAGAAGCACUCGUGGGCCACAAAUGUAGACGAUGUAGAAGAGAUGAAGUCUCUGAUUCCGAAUGAUCAUGAUGGAACGAGUGGUGUGGGAUAUGAUAGCAUCAGCAUGGAUCAUAUUGUUUUGCCAAUCAAUGAUGGAGGAAGAUGAUAUUGUUUUGCUAAA
Messenger RNA from Salvia splendens (bonfire salvia), 2269 nucleotides. RefSeq names its product putative wall-associated receptor kinase-like 16. The coding region runs from base 2 to 2254 and encodes 750 amino acids. Gene Ontology annotation, cellular component: plasma membrane. Gene Ontology annotation, biological process: protein phosphorylation; cell surface receptor signaling pathway. Gene Ontology annotation, molecular function: calcium ion binding; polysaccharide binding; protein serine/threonine kinase activity. The record is from RefSeq and is a predicted model, not a curated record. The transcript is spliced from 3 exons. Lineage: Eukaryota; Viridiplantae; Streptophyta; Magnoliopsida; Lamiales; Lamiaceae.